Molecule: messenger RNA, 1182 nt
Organism: Aspergillus tanneri
Lineage: Eukaryota; Fungi; Ascomycota; Eurotiomycetes; Eurotiales; Aspergillaceae
Product: NAD(P)/FAD-dependent oxidoreductase
Exons: 1
Coding region: 1-1182 (393 amino acids)
Cellular component (GO): cytoplasm
Molecular function (GO): oxidoreductase activity
Source: RefSeq, a predicted model, not a curated record
AUGACUACUCCCAAGUUCACAUCCGACAUUGCCAUCAUCGGUGGCGGUAUCGUGGGCUCAGCCCUCGCCUAUUUCUUGUCUACCUCGGAGCAAGGCAAGAAGAUCAUUUUAAUUGAUCGCUCUUUCGCACCAUUACAGGGCUCCACGGGCUAUGCCCCCGGUUUUGUUGGUCAAUUCAAUGAAUCGGAAGCCCUCACCCUUCUGGCGAUUGAUACAGUGAAGGAAUAUACCAAAAUUCCCGGGGGGUUCGACACCGUCGGGGGUCUUGAGAUUGCCACCAGCGAUGAAGGGGCCAAUCGCUUGAAAUCAAGAUAUGAAGCAGCACGAAAGGUCGGACUUACCGCAGAAUUGAUCUCCUCGGAGGAAGCAGUGCGUAUGGCCCCUGACCUGGUCAAGGGAUACAACCAGAUAGCUCUUCAUUUCCCUAGUGAUGGAACGGCAAACGCCACAAAAAUAUCAUCUUUCUAUCAAGAAAAGGCCCAGGCAAGCGGAGUCCAACUCCUUCAGACAAAUGUUUCCAGUAUCUGUCAAGUCAAUGGCCAAGUGCAAGGGGUCAUGACCAUGUCCGGACUCAUCGCAGCCAAAACGGUGGUUAUUGCAACCGGGAUCUGGGCCCCAGAGCUCUGCGAACUCGAUAUCCCGAUCCCAAUUGUACCCGUUGCGCACCCGUAUAUGUAUGGUGAGAACCAUGAACCCAACCCACGCAAGAUGCCCUUUGUCAGAUGGCCUGAGCAUCAUGUCUAUGCUCGCGACCAUGGCCCAUUCUACGGAUUAGGUUCAUACGAUCAUCAGCCGGUCUCGCAGGAGCCGACAGCCGCCGCUAUUGGAGAUUGGAUUGAGGAAUUUGAUACAACCCUGAAGAAUGCUCUGAAUUUUAUACCCGAGAAGACGAACUUGGUGCCAAAACGAAAAUUCAAUGGCAUCUUCUCCAUGACGCCUGAUAACAUGCCAAUAGUGGGAAACAUCCCUUCCAUAGGUGGUCUUUUCAUGGCAGCUGCAGUAUGGGUUACUCAUGCGGCUGGCUCUGCCAAAUUUUUGGCGCAGCUGAUGAAAGGAGAGAAAGUUGAUGAGAAUAUCCGAAAGGCGUUGGAUCCCAGUAGGUUUCAGGGUAAAGAUAUGGGGCGCUUGAAACGGGAGUCGUUGGAUGCUUAUAAUGAAAUUUAUAAGACUCAGCAGAGUUAG